AUGGCUCUAGAACCCGACGAGGACCAAAACGUACGCCUCGUCACCGGCGUCGUGACGGCGUCCCUGGGGCUCUCCGUCGCCUCGUUCGCCGCCUGGCUGAGCCUGCGCUGCCGCGCGUGGAGUGCCGGCGGGGCCAGAUUUGGGUGGAACGAUGGGGUCGUGGUGUUGGCGACGGUGCUGGCCCUCGCGCUGAGUGCUUUGGGCUACCUGGGUCUCUCCCUGGGCCUUGGGGUGCACCGCCGUGCGCUCGCGGAGGACAUGGUGGUCGAGUUCCGGAAGCUGCUCUAUGUGUUCCACCUGCUCUGGGCCAUCAGUACGUUCGGGGUUAAGACCUCGCUGCUGUUGUUUGGCUACGGACUGACCCCGAGGACUGCUUUCCGCAGAGGUGCCGUGCUUGCGGUCGGAGCUUUUAUCUUUGGUGUGUUCUUGGCCAACCUCUUCGGCUUUAUUUUGCAGUGCACCCCUAUCAGCAAGUUCUGGCUCGGAUCGCCAGGAAUCUGCAUAGAUACCAACACCUUUUAUACCGUUUCCGCAAUGUUGAACGUUGGCGGGGAUGUGACGGUGUUGGUAUCAGUUAUUCAAGCCGUGGUUUCGCUCCGGGUAUCAAGGAAACAGAAGCUGUUCUACUCAGCCUUGAUAUUGCUACUGGGAGGAUUUGUCUGCGUUGCAGCUGGCCUUCGCAUACCGGCGCUCAGCCUUAGCAACACGCGCGACAUGACUUAUAACAGCAUUCCCGGUAUCCUCUGGAGCACGGCGGAAGUCCAGGGAUAUCUGGUCCUAUCUAAUCUCGCCUACUUACUUCCACUUCCCCCUACAAGCCCCUUUGUGACUUUACCACAGUACAGCACUCGCGAAAACCUGCUGUCAAAGCGUGCCUCGACCCUUUCUCUGCCCCCGACUCUCCCCAAAGUAAGGCGCUUCUCCGCCUUUGAUCCGCGCAGCUACGCGUCCUACGUCUUCCAAAGCAACGAUCAGCCACGAUCGUCCCUCCGAUCCCCGCUGUAUCCGCGUGCGUCCAGGCUGGUUGAGUCGCGGCGCUCGUCGAUGAGCAUGAGCACCGCGCCCCUCCAGCGCCACUUCUCGCUCAGCAGCCGGGCAAGCACGCGCAACUCGACCGGGCCGGCCAUCAACAUCCAGCGGGUGGUGGUGUGCAAGGUCGAGGAGGCGACGACGAGCUGGAAGGAAGGGCUGGGAGUCGCGCCCGGGGACCUUGGCGCGAGGAGGGGGAAGAGCUUCGAGACGCAUGUCACGAGUUGUACGGACGCCGACGAUGCUUGGGAUGAUGGUCGGUUUAAAGGGUUUUGA
This is a messenger RNA of Neoarthrinium moseri, 1305 nucleotides long. RefSeq lists its product as uncharacterized. NCBI's taxonomy places the organism in Eukaryota, Fungi, Ascomycota, Sordariomycetes, Amphisphaeriales, Apiosporaceae. The transcript has 4 exons. Bases 1 to 1305 code for a protein of 434 amino acids. The record is from RefSeq and is a predicted model, not a curated record.